Molecule: messenger RNA, 1076 nt
Organism: Zeugodacus cucurbitae (melon fly)
Lineage: Eukaryota; Metazoa; Arthropoda; Insecta; Diptera; Tephritidae
Gene: Ccs
Product: copper chaperone for superoxide dismutase
Exons: 3
Coding region: 144-929 (261 amino acids)
Biological process (GO): removal of superoxide radicals
Molecular function (GO): copper ion binding
Source: RefSeq, a predicted model, not a curated record
GCUGGCAAUAAACGUCAAGAAGUGAAUCAACAGCUGUUGAACUUCUACCCUUAUCAUUUAUUCGGCAUUUUAACACAAAUCAGAAAUUUCUAGCACGUAUCUUCAUUUAAGUAAAUUGCAUAUCAUUCCUGGCAACUGAAGAAAUGGGCGAUAUUAAAGUUGAAUUUUCGGUACAAAUGCGAGGUGAGCAUUGUGCUGAAAAGGUGCGAAAUGUACUUCAGAAUACCAGUAAAGUACACAUUGAUGCGGCAGAAGGACGAGUCACAAUAGAAACAAAUGAACCUUGGUACAUUUUAAAGGAUAAAAUCGAGAGCACUGGACGAAAGGCUGUAUUGGUUGGUUUCGGCGGACAGUCGGCGGUUGCAAUUAUAAAUACUACCGGCAGUGACGUUGACCGCACACCAAUACAAGGAAUUUUGCGUUUUUGUGCGUUAACCAAGGAUACUGCAGGCGUGGUGGUGGAUGGUGUUGUAGAUGGCUUGGCACCUGGAUUACAUGGUUUGCAUGUGCACGAGUCAGGCGACGUAUCAAGUGGUUGUGCUUCCAUCGGCGAACACUACAAUCCACGCGGUUCACCACACGGCAGUCCGGAUAGUGCACCAGAUGCUCGUCAUGCUGGCGAUUUGGGUAACAUACGUGCUGAUGAAAAUGGACGAGCCACAUUUCGUUUUGUUGAUCCUGUAUUAGCAGUUUGGGAUAUCAUUGGGCGCUCAGUGGCGAUAACAGCGAAUGCAGACGACAUGGGAAGAGGUGGAAACGAACAGAGUCACAUUGAUGGCAAUGCUGGUGAACGCAUUGCUUGCGGUAUAAUCGCACGCUCAGCAGGAAUUAUGGAGAAUUUCAAAAAAAUUUGUGCUUGCGAUGGCGUUACGCUAUGGGAUGAAAGAAAUAAACCUAUAGCAGGUGGAGAUCGUGCACAGAAAUUAUAAAAUAAGGAAUUGGGUAGUGUUAAGCACAUAGAUAUAUCUACAUAAUAAGUAAUACGCUUGAAGUGUAAUAAUAAUAAUGCUGUGAAUUUGUUUGUUGAAGUAAUACGUACUUGCAUUUGAAAAAGUAAAUUUAUUUAAUUUCAAUCA